This is a messenger RNA of Purpureocillium lilacinum, 1383 nucleotides long. Its product is annotated as epoxide hydrolase, soluble (sEH). Gene Ontology annotation, biological process: positive regulation of TORC1 signaling; cellular response to amino acid starvation. The record is from RefSeq and is a predicted model, not a curated record. Gene Ontology annotation, cellular component: Seh1-associated complex; nuclear pore outer ring. Gene Ontology annotation, molecular function: protein binding; structural molecule activity. Lineage: Eukaryota; Fungi; Ascomycota; Sordariomycetes; Hypocreales; Ophiocordycipitaceae.
AUGGCCGCCGCCGCGGCCUCGGCGCCGCACUCGCCGAGCGACGAGAAGCCCGCCUUCGAGCUCAACCUCCAGCACGGCCACAAGGACCUCGUCCAGGCCGUCGCCUUCAACACCUACGGCGACCGCUGCGCCACCGGCUCCGUCGACGGCCGCAUCCGCGUCUUCAACCGCCACCGCGACGGCACCUGGAGGCUGUGCGACACGUGGAGCGCGCACGGCGGUGAAGUCCUCGAGCUGCAAUGGCUCCCCGCCACCAUCUACCCCAACCUCAUCGCCUCGCUCGGCAUCGAGGGCUGGUUCCGCCUCUGGGCCGAGGACCCCUCCGCCGCGCCAGGCCGCCGCUUCUGCUCCGGCCGCUCCGUCUCCGGGCGCCCGGCCUUCGACACGCGCUCCAGCCGGGCGCCCUACCGCUCCUUCUCCAUGAAGCACAACGAGGAGACGCGCCACACCUACCUCGCCCUCGUCGCCACCGACGGCCGCCUCACCGUCUACGAGAACGACGCCCCCGAGAACCUCUCCGAGUACACCUCCAUCGACGCCUUCACCGUCUGCCCCCGCCCCAGCCGCGGCGAGGAGGUCUCCUUCCGCGUCCGGUUCGACCCCAACCCGGAGCCCUGCUACGCCGCCCUGCGCGCCGGCGUGCCCACCGACGCGCUGGGCCUCGUCGUCGCGGGCAUGGACGCCGUCAAGGUGUACCGCUCGCGCGACGUCGUGUCAGCGUCGUAUGGCGUCUCGUCCACGCAAAAGGAGUUUUACCUCGCCGCGGAAAUCACCGGCCAUAGAGGGCUCGUCCGCGACUUGGCGUGGGCGCCCGGCAACAUACGAGGCUACGACAUGAUUGCGACGGCGUGCCAGGACGGGUACGCGCGCGUCUUCCGCCUCGACACGCCGCACUCGGACACCGACGGCAAGUCCUGGUCCGCGGCCGACAUCCUCAAACCCGUCGGGCCCCAAACCGUCAGGGACUCGACGCCGAAAGACGACGGAGACAAGUCACAACAGCAGCAGCAGCAGCAGCAGUCGCAAUCACAACAACAGCAACAGCAAUCAUCACAACAGCAGCAGCAGUCCCAGCAGCAACAGCAACAACAGCAACAACACAACCACCCCUCCACCCUGAGCGCCAGCCUCGCCAAGUCGGGCCACCAGGGCGACCGGCACUGGUCCGGCCAGCCGGGCCAGGUCAAGCACACGGUGCGCGAGCUGUCGCGCCUCGACAGCCACCGCACGCCCGUGUGGAGGGUCGGCUUCGACGACGACGGGCAGAUCCUCGGCAGCACGGGCGACGACGGGCGCCUGCUGUGCUACCGCCAGACGCCCGACGGGGCCUGGGCCAAGAGCUCCGAGCUCAUCAUGAUGAAGGCCCGCAUGUUUGCGCCGUGA